Pieris brassicae (large cabbage white) is the source of this 1217-nucleotide messenger RNA. RefSeq names its product protein Wnt-10a (gene Wnt10). Gene Ontology annotation, biological process: cell fate commitment; neuron differentiation; canonical Wnt signaling pathway. Gene Ontology annotation, molecular function: cytokine activity; frizzled binding. Bases 1 to 1095 code for a protein of 364 amino acids. The record is from RefSeq and is a predicted model, not a curated record. Lineage: Eukaryota; Metazoa; Arthropoda; Insecta; Lepidoptera; Pieridae. The transcript is spliced from 6 exons. Gene Ontology annotation, cellular component: extracellular region.
AUGAGUUCCGGGGACAACCGCAGAAUGACCUGGACAUUUCCAACGAUAAUAAUUUUCUUAUUCGUCCCCCUGAAUAUGGCGAGCUCCAAAGAAAACUCACUCCGACUGAAUUCUGCUCUCACUUGCCGAAUCGUACGUGGUCUGACAAGAGAACAACGCUCGAUAUGCCAUGAGGCCCCAGACACGGCUUCUGUUGCUUUCGAGGGCCUGCAGCUGGCUGUGAAAGAGUGUCAGCACCAGUUCCGGUGGCACCGGUGGAAUUGCUCAAGUUUGAUACUGAAGAGCUCGAAUCCUCACGCCAGCGCGUUAAUGAAACGAGGAUUCCGCGAGACGUCCUUUCUCUACGCGCUGACAGCAGCGGGUGUGGCCCAUGCAAUAGCCCGCGCUUGCGCACAAGGUCGCCUUCUCUCCUGCGGUUGUGACCAGCUGGGCUACAGGGCCUCCCACGACCCACGAGGGCGUGGGCGUAACAAGUGGGAAUGGAGCGGAUGCUCCCACAACUUGGCGUAUGGGAUUGACUUCUCGAAGAAGUUCCUGGACGUACGAGAUCAAGUAGAUGAUUUGCAGUCGAAGAUCAAUGUUCAUAAUAAUAAUGCAGGAAGAUUGAUCCUUGCAUCACACAUGGAGGUGAGGUGUAAGUGCCACGGAUUAUCUGGAAGCUGCCAGCUUCGAACUUGUUGGAGAGCCACUCCCGAUUUCAGGGUUGUUGCCACUACUAUUAAAAAACAAUAUCGUAAAGCUCUAAUGGUAGCACAAGAAGGUCUCAACAACGGCGUAUCAGUUCUGCGAGGCAGACCUCGCGGCAGAAGGAAGAGUAGAGCUAGGCCCGCACCAAAGACAAGUUUACUGUUCUUUGAAAAAUCUCCGAGCUUCUGCGAGGCGGAUCCCAAGCUCGACUCCCCAGGAACAUCGGGGCGGGUGUGUCGCAUCGGAAGGACCUCGAGGACGGGCUCCUGUGACCUCCUCUGUUGCGGGAGAGGUCACGAUCUUAUUCGGAAGUCGAGCGUUAAGCCCUGCAACUGCACGUUCCAUUGGUGUUGUAAAGUCGAUUGCCAAAAGUGUAAAGACGAUAAGUGGAUUGCUGUAUGUAAAUAGGAGCGGUAAAAUGCAAAGCAAACUCUUAAUUCUCUAAAAAUCUCUCGAGCGAUUUUCAACCCUCGGUCAUGCGUUCAAAGCCAUGUACAAAUUAAACACUUUACUAACUAACACACAAAUAA